Molecule: messenger RNA, 1053 nt
Organism: Psylliodes chrysocephalus
Lineage: Eukaryota; Metazoa; Arthropoda; Insecta; Coleoptera; Chrysomelidae
Source: the annotation of a GenBank genome assembly
UCAAGAAAUGGGCCAUCUCGCGUAUUAUUUUUUGCCGACUAUAUUACUUUUAGCUUUAAUUAGGAAGUACCGUGAGUCGAAAUGGGGUAAAUGUACGAAUGCAGUCCAACUAAACGGAAAAACAGCGAUCGUUACCGGUGCUAACUCAGGAAUAGGUCUUGAAAUUGCUAAAGAGUUAGCUGCCAGAAAAGCACAAGUCAUUCUAGCUUGCCGAACUUUGGAUAAAGCUAAGGAAACGUGCAUCGUUAUUCAACAAAAUCAAAAUAAUGCCAGUGUUAUACCCAUGGAGUUAGACUUGAGUUGCUUGAAAUCAAUAGAACAAUUUGCUGAAGAUGUAAAAAAGAACCAUAAAGAAAUCCACAUUUUAAUUAACAAUGCUGGAGUGUCCUAUCCGAAUUCACGUAGAAUUGAAACUAUUGAUAACUUUGAGAUACAUUUUGGUGUAAACUAUUUGGGACAUUUCCACUUGACUAACCUGCUUUUAGAACCUCUUUCUAAUACCUCUGGCAAAAGCAGGGUGGUGGUCGUUGCUUCAUCAUUACAUGAAAGAGGGGAGAUUCGAUUAGAUGAUUUAAACAGCUUGCAAGUGUCUCAUAGGGCUAAUUUGUAUGCCAAUUCUAAGUUAGCCAAUGUUUACUUUGCUCAACAGUUAGCUCAAAAAACCAAGGAUAUGAAUAUAAAUGUGUAUGCUUGCUGUCCAGGUUGGGUUUAUACAGGAUUGUUUAGGCAUACAAUCAAGUGGUAUCAUUUCUUUGUUAUUACUCCAGUUGCCUUCUUUUUUAUGAGAAGUGCCAGACAGGGUGCCCAAACUCCAAUUUACUGUGCUACGGAGCCUGACCUUGAAAAUGAGACUGGUUUGUUGUAUAGGGAUUGUAAACAUUACAAUAGUAAGGCGAUUUUUUAUGACAAUAUUUCGACAAAAUUAUGGAUUGAAACUGAGAACAUGAUAAACAGAGUGCUAAACAGAUAAAUUAUUUUUUACAUUAUAUAUUUUUAAUGGUUUUUGUUAUAUUUUUAAAUUAUUAGCUGUUUUAAUAAAAUAUAUGAAUGUUA